Molecule: messenger RNA, 463 nt
Organism: Prorocentrum cordatum
Lineage: Eukaryota; Dinophyceae; Prorocentrales; Prorocentraceae
Source: the annotation of a GenBank genome assembly
GCAGCCAUCCUGGCCCAGGCCGCAGGAGGCUCGAGCCCAGGCCCGGUGUGGCUCUCCGCGCGGGCGCCCGGUGCGUGCAUGAGCCGCUCUGGCCCCCGCCUGGCGGGAUGGCGUGCCAGGGCUGCGGGCGGGUCUCGGAGACGCGCCUGUGCUGCCCUACCUGCGUGGAGCUGGGCCGCACCUCGUUCUUCUGCGGGCAGGAGUGCUUCACGAAGAACUGGAAGACCCAUGCGGCCCUUCACGACCUGCUCCGCAAGCAGCGCGCUCUCGCGGAGGGCGGCGGCGGCGUGAGCUCAGCGGCGCCCUCCGCCCCGAGCGGCCCGGCGCCGGAGCAGCCAGCGCGGCGGGAGUUCGAGCCGCUGCCUGGCGGCGUGGCGCUGAGGGACGACCUGGCGCCCCCGAGGCCCCGCGCGGGGGCGGCGGCGCCCUCGAGGCCGCGGCCGCAGGUGCGGGCAAGAUGAAC